AUGGCCGCCGACGCCAGUGGUGAGCCCUCGACCUCUUUCGUCGUGCUACACGUCGCGGAGAAGCCGUCCGUGGCGCUCGCCAUCGCAACCGCGCUCUCGGGCGGUCAGCGCUUCCGCUCGGUCGACGGAGCGCUUCCGACGCACGAGUUCACUGCUCGGCUGCCUCUCGGAAACGCUGCUCCUUCGCUCCGCCGCCACCGCGUCACGUCCGUGCGAGGUCACGUCUUCGCGCUCGACUUUGCGCCCGGGCCGCUUGACUCUUGGGACGCUGACCCGGAGGGCUGCUUCGCGGCUCCGACCCUGAAGAGCCCUUGCAGCGCGGGCGUGGUCGGCCACCUCUCUGCGGUGGCGAGAGGCGCGGCCGAGCUCGUGCUGUGGCUGGACGCGGACGCGGAGGGCGAGUCGAUUGCGUUCGAGGUUGCGCACGUCUGCGAGCCUCACCUCUUCUCUUCACGCAAGUCCGUCCUCCGCGCCCGCUUCUCCGCGGUCUCGCCUGCAGCGCUGCUGGGCGCGCUGAAGACGCUCGGAGAGCCGGACGUGCGGCUGGCUGCUGCGGUGGACGCGAGGCAGGAGCUCGACUUGCGGCUCGGCGUGGCGUGGACCCGCUACCUCACCCGCCGGCUCGCCGGCCGAUUCGGCAGCCACCGCCUCCCCUGCCCUCUCUGCUCAGGCGCCCUCCGCGGCUGCCUCGUCUCGUACGGGCCUUGCCAGACGCCCGCGCUUGGCUUCGUGGUGCGGCGCGACCACGAGCGGCGCAGCUUCACGCCGCACCCGCACUGGGCAGUGGAGAGCGACGGCGGGGCGGGCGGGGCCUCGCUGCGGCCAGAGUGGUCGCGGGGGCGUCUCUUCGACCGGCGGAUCGCUCUGAUGCUGCUGCAGCGAGUCCGCGCGGCGGCGGACGACGGCGACGGCGCGAGCGUGCUCGGCGUCGGCGAGGAAAGGGAGGACCGGAGGCCUCCGUCGCCGCUCAACACGGUUGAGCUUGGGCGGCUCGCCUCGUCGCGACUCGGGCUGGGCGCCUACUCGGCGAUGCAGCUGGCGGAGGAGCUGUACUUGCGCGGCUUCCUCUCCUACCCCCGCACCGAGUCGUCCGGCUUCCCGCCCGGCUUCGACUUUCUGACGCCGCUCGAGGAGCUGGCGGCGCACCCCGCCUGGAGCGAGACUGCGUCGCGGCUGGUCGAGCUCGGCGCGCGGGGCAAGGACGCAGGCGACCACCCGCCCAUCACCCCCGCGAGGGCCGCCGGGCCGGACGAGGUUGGCGGCGGCGUGCGGUGGCGGAUGUACGAGAUGGCGCCGCACCGCACCUCUACCCCGCCGCCGGUGACGCAGACCUUCCUCGCCGCCCUCGGCUGCGCCGCCCGCGUCCGGCUGACUCGCGCGCGCUUCGGCGUCGCCGGCGAGGAGUUCACGAGCAGCGGCCUGGCGGUGGAGGAGGCGGGGUGGUACGAGGCGAUGCCGCACCGCCGGCCGGCAGAGGUGUCGUUGCCGCCGCUGCGGAGCGGGGAGGCGUUGCGGGUGCGGGUGGCGGUUUUGCGAGAGGGUGAGACCGCUCCGCCGCCGCCGCUGAGCGAGGCGGAGCUGAUUGGGGCGAUGGAGGCGGCGGGCGUGGGGACCGACGCCUCGAUCGCCGGCCACAUCAAGGCGAUCGAGGCGCGGAGGUAUGUCCAGCUCGUCGGCAGGGGCGAGCGCGGCGGCGACGCCUUCGAGCCGACGCCUCUCGGCCGUGCGCUCGUCGAGGGGUGCGCUGCCAUCGACCCGGAGCUUCAGGUGCGGUCGCACGUCGAGGCGCAGCUGCGGCGAGUGGCGAGCGGCGAGGCGCGAGAGAGGAGAGGAGAGACGGAGGCCGCGUCCCGCGCCGACGUGCUGCGCCACUGCUUGGGCGAGUUCCGCCGCAAGUUUGCAUUCUUCACCCAGUCGGCGCGCGCCGCCGCCGCCCCUUUGCGCCGCCCCCUCCUUGCACCACACGCGCACGCGGCACGCCCUCGCCAGCCGCUCGCGCCUCGCCACCGCGUGAUAGCUCCGAGAAUAGGCGCGACGCCGCAGCUCUUCCACCCGUCGAGCGGCCGCCUCUGGAGCUUGCCAGCGGGAGGCAGCGUCAAGCCCCACUCCGGCCGCAUUUGCCCUGCUUGCGGCUUCGAGCUCUGCCUCUUCUCGCCGCGCGCACCGCCCAGCCGCGCCUACCCCCUCUGCCCGUCCUGCUUCGACGACAGCCUCGACGACGGGGCGGCGGGGAUUGCAUCCACCGGCGCCGACGUCGACGCCUCCGCCGAGACGUUCGCUGCCGUGUACGCGAGCGGCUCUCCUCACGGCGAGUCUCACCCUGCCGUGGCGCCGCUCGUCGCUUGCGCGUGCCCCGUGUCCGGCCGGGAGGGAGGCGCGCUCCUGCUCGACCCGCGAGGAGGGCCCGAGUGGCGGCUCGUCUCGACCCGCGCCUCCUUCGCCUACCGCCUGCCGCCCUUCAUCCACUCGCUGCGCGUCGGCGCUCCGUGCGGCUGCGAUGCUGCGCGCGGCGGCGACGGCGUGGUCGGCUGCCGCUUUCUGCACGUCGAGUUCCACCGCGACUACUCGCCGAUUGAGGGGGGCGGCACGGCGCACACCGGCUGCCUCCGCAGCGACGAGCUGCUGCAGGCGCUGUGCGAGUUUGAGGAGGCGGGCGGCAGGGGGCGGGGGCGGGGCAAGGGCGGCAAGGGUAGCAAGGGUAGCAAGGCCAAGGGCGGCAAGGGCGGCAAGGGCGGCGGUCGAGGCGGCGCCGGUAAGGGCUGA
Messenger RNA from Emiliania huxleyi CCMP1516, 2763 nucleotides. RefSeq lists its product as hypothetical. The record is from RefSeq and is a predicted model, not a curated record. Gene Ontology annotation, molecular function: DNA binding; DNA topoisomerase type I (single strand cut, ATP-independent) activity. The transcript is spliced from 11 exons. Gene Ontology annotation, cellular component: nucleus. Gene Ontology annotation, biological process: DNA topological change. Bases 1 to 2763 code for a protein of 920 amino acids. Lineage: Eukaryota; Haptophyta; Isochrysidales; Noelaerhabdaceae.